AUGACGGACGCUUCCGAUCCCGAUCGUGAUGUCCCUACCGCUGCGCAGAAAGGCAAGGGGCCCGAGGUGGCCGAGACUGUGACUGCGCCGGGAGAAUUGGCGGUGGACAAGUCCGAGAAGGAGACGAAGAAGGAUGGUGAUGGCACGGAGAGUAAGGAGGAAGAAGAGGAUUAUGAGGACGACGAGGAUGAGGAUGAUGACGACGACGAGGAAGAAGAAGAUGACGACGACGACGACGACGACGACGACGACGACGAAGAUGAUGACGAAGACGAGGAGCCCAGGCUGAAAUACGCUCGGCUCACCCAACACCUAGGGCCCAUUUACCGCAAUGGUGAUGCGACCAGCGCGUUCCUCGUCGCGGGUGACAAGAUGAUCAUAGGAACGCAUAACGGCAACAUCCAUGUGAUCCAACUGCCCAUGUUCCAAUCUCUCCGCGUAUACCAUGCCCAUUCCGCCUCCAUUACGAGCAUCUCCAUCUCCCCGAACCCGCCUCCGUUACCAACAGCAAGAUCCGAAGCGGUGCAGAGACUCGCGGCGGAGGCUGCCGAAAGCGUCGCUAAGCAAAGGCCACCCUCCCGCCAGUCAGGCGCUUCUCCUGCGGCUGCCUCAAGAAGGCCUAAGGAUCCUUCUCCUGUACCUAACACGCCCUCGAACAACGUCCACAUCGCUACGUCGUCCAUGGACGGUAACGUAUGCGUGUUCUCCCUCGUAGAUACAAAGGAUGUCCAGCUGCGAAACUUUGCGCGCCCUGUGCAAGCGGUAUCACUCUCCCCCGACUACAAGAAUGACCGGACAUAUCUGUCGGGUGGUCUGGCUGGGCAGCUUAUCCUAACGUCCGGAGGCCAGCCGGGCCGAAGUACCUCGACGACCGUUGGAACAGCAGCUGCCACCGCUUCUGGAUGGCUUGGUAGUAUGGGCCUGGGUACUAACACGGGUAAGGACACGAUCCUGCACUCUGGUGAAGGCACAAUCAACAAUAUCAAGUGGUCGCUUUCAGGGAAAUACGUAGUCUGGCUGAACGAGCACGGCGUAAAAAUCAUGCGGUCCAAGUUGCACCUGGAGAGUGCCGACGCUGACGAUGCUUGGAAACGCAUCGGCCACGUAGAUCGCCCCCAAACGGAUGAAUGGGAAACCAUGGCCAGCGUCUGGAAAGGACGCGUCGAAUGGAUCGACGAGCAAGCCGUCGAGACCGAAGAUGGUGAAGUCGGGCGAAAAGACGUUGGCUCAGAGCUAGCAUCCGAGGGCUCAACGCAACAAGCAUUCUCAAGCACCAAGAAGAUUGAGAGGCUCCUAGUUGGCUGGGGAGGGACGAUCUGGAUCAUCCACGUUCACCCAGGGAGUGUUGGUACUGGUAAGCGGGCUGGCGAAAAGUCAAUCGGACGCGCCGAAAUCGCCAAACACCUUCGUAUGGAUUGCAUAAUUUCUGGAAUUUCGUUAUAUACCCAAAAUCUUCUCCUUGUACUAGCAUAUGUAUUACCGGAUGAUGAUGAAGACAAUGAGGACGAGAAGGCUGCCAAGGGCCACAAGUCAAAAUUGUCAACAACGUCAGCAAGCAGCGAGCCCUCUGGUGGAAUACGACGUCGCCAAAACAAUUUACCACCAGAACUUCGAUUAAUCGACCUAAGCUCGCAAGCCGAAGUCGACAAAGAUGGCCUUAGCGUAAGUAGAUACGAAAGGCUUUCGUCGGGUGACUACCAUCUCGGAGUCCUCCCAGCGCAAAAUGCUGCCUCAGCUGUGGCUUCUUCCAAGGGCGCUCUGGAAGCAAUCACUGGAUUUGGAUCAGACAUGUGGAAUGCCGCUAUCAAUCCAAGGACGCUCUUUAGCUCUGGCGCAAGUAUCAGGAGCGGGAACAGCGGAGACGGUGUCUCUAGCACGCAGGUCCCGAGCUCGGUUGGUGGUGCCCGAAGAUCAGGGACACCUACAGUUCACCCCAACCUCAUCAAGCCAGGGGUCAAGAUCUUUAUUCACAGCCCGUUCGAUUUCAUACUUGGAACGAAGAGGGACCUUGGAGACCACUUGGGCUGGUUGCUGGAGCAUCAAGACUACCAGAAAGCUUGGGAACUGCUUGACGAGCACCCCGAGAUCAUGGCAGCACCCCCAGAGAAUCUUCAUGAGCUCGUCCCGACAACGCCAGACAAAAAGCAAAGCAGUCAGGAGGACUUUGACGAUGCCUCGUCAGUUAUGGGAUCUACCGGACUGGCAAGACACCCUAAUUCCUCGGCCCAGAAGGAGAAGAGACGCAUUGGCGAAUUGUGGAUACGGGAGCUGAUCGAGGCAGGUAGUUGGGCUGAGGCCGGCAAGGUUUGUAGCAGAGUCCUUGGUUCCCCAGACAGAUGGGAGAAAUGGGUCUGGACAUUUGCUGGCGCGGAUAAGUUCGAUGAAAUCACGGACUACAUUCCCUCCGAGCCGAUGUAUCCGCCAAUCCCAGGCACUAUUUACGAAGUCGUCUUGAAUCACUACAUCCAGGUAGACAAGCUUCGAUUCAGAGAACUGCUAGAUCGCUGGCCGACCGACCUCUUCGACAUCAAGACUGUCACCACGGCCUUGGACAAUCAACUCAAGUACCGCGAUGUGCGAGAGGAUAGCGUCGAAGGGGGCGAGAAGGGUCGCGACUGGAAGAUUGUAAUGGAGUCCUUGGGACGAUUACACGAGGCAAAUGGGCGCUUCAGGGAGUCGCUCAAAUGCCACAUCAAGCUUCAAGAUGCGGACUCGGCGUUCCGACUAAUUCGCGACAAUCAUCUCGCCGAAGCGGUCACUGAUGACAUUCCCGGCUUCAUUGGAUUGCGAGUGCCCAGCAAAAAGCUCGGUUCCAUGGGACCGGACGAACUCGAAGCCGCCACCUCGGAGGCCAUUACUCUCCUUGUUGACGAAGCGCAGCAUGGUCUCGUCAAGCCUUCCGUGGUUGUAUCGCAACUCGAGGAGAAGGAACUCAAUCUCUACUUAUUCUUUUAUCUGCGUGGUUUGUACAAGGGCGAGGGAAUUGAGGAGCAUUCCGGGGAGACUCGAGACAGGCUUUUGAUGGACAGCCAAUCCCAAGUUAACGAAUUUGCGGACCUGGCCGUUCAACUCUUCGCCAAAUACGAUAGGGACCUUUUAAUGAGCUUCUUGAAAUCGUCGACCUCUUACAAAUUCGAGAAGGCUGUCCAAGAGUGUGAAAAGUACAGGUACGACGACGAGCUAGUGCAUCUGUACUCCAAGACGGGUGAAAUGAAACGAGCUCUCUAUCUCAUCAUUGAUCGGUUAAAGGAUGUUAAGAAGGCAAUCGAUUUUGCGAAGCAGCAAGAUGACCCCGAUCUCUGGGACGAUUUGUUGAACUACAGCAUGGACAAGCCAAGCUUCAUUCGCGGGCUUCUCGAAGAGGUCGGAACGGCCAUUAAUCCCAUCAAGCUCGUCCGGCGCAUUCCCGAAGGACUUGAAAUUGAAGGUCUGAGAGAGGGCUUGAAACACAUCAUGAAGGAACACGAGAUUCAAUACAGUAUUAGUUCGGGGGUGGCGCGGGUGCUCCGAAGCGAGGUCGCCGCUGCACAAAAUGACCUGCGCAGUGGGCAGCGGAAGGGGAUCAAGUUCGAAGUCGUCGUUCAAUCGACGGAUCACGUUGACGUCCAAGUGAGAGACGUUGUGCAUCCGCCAGUCAGCGCGGAGGAGGUGGAGGAGAGUUUCUUCAAAGCACCGAAGGCGGUGGAGCAGCCGGGCCAUACUCAUCAGCCGCCAAAGCCAGGUCACUGUGCUCAAUGCCACGAGUCUUUUACUGAAUACGAGAUGGAAACCUUGGUCGGCUUUGCCUGCGGGCACGUAUUCCACCAAUCCCAUCUCAUGGAAAUGCUUUACCCGGGCAAGCGACAAGAGGCCGAUUUUGGGCUGGCUAGCGAGGAGUCGAUCCGGAGCGGGUAUCGUGUGGGCUCAAAGGUUACGCAUGCGCGAUUGCUCAAGGACCGAGUGAGGGAGGGGUGUCCUGUUUGUACUCACGGGGCCGAAGUACCGGUGUAG
Messenger RNA from Colletotrichum orchidophilum, 3990 nucleotides. Its product is annotated as WD repeat domain-containing protein. The transcript is spliced from 4 exons. Gene Ontology annotation, cellular component: HOPS complex; late endosome. Bases 1 to 3990 code for a protein of 1329 amino acids. The record is from RefSeq and is a predicted model, not a curated record. Lineage: Eukaryota; Fungi; Ascomycota; Sordariomycetes; Glomerellales; Glomerellaceae. Gene Ontology annotation, biological process: cellular response to starvation; vesicle-mediated transport; endosomal vesicle fusion. Gene Ontology annotation, molecular function: protein binding.